UUCGAAAUAUUCUAAAAAUUAUGGUCUGCUCUUAUAAAAGCCUGUCAGUUGUAUUCUGAAAUAUAGGUAGCUGGAAGAUCGCACUGGUCAGCAAGAUGUUUAAACUUGCUGCGCUCCUUUUAGUUUUAUACUCCACUACCAGUCAAGGACAACAAGUAACAUGGAAACCCGCACCUCCUUCAGGACCCUAUCCAGGAUGUUAUAGGGUGUGUACUAAUGGCCCAGGAACCCCAACGACACCUAAACCCAUUGGACCAACUGGUAUCAGUGUGUCGACAAGUUCUCCACACGACAGCACCUGGUCAACAGGAUGGACAAUUACGCAAAUCAUCACGGGUAAAGGUUCCACUGCAACUGCUCCUUCAGAAACAACCAGUGUUUCAUCAUCUUCCACCUCAUCACCUGGCGCUACAACUUCAUCUAGCAGUUCAGAAGAAUCUUCCGGAACAACAGAAGAAAAUGAGAGUUCCGGAAGUACUGCUUCUGGUUCCACUGGCAGUAGUUCUCCUUCACCAUCUGGAUCGACUGAAGAAGGCUCGUCAUCUGGAUCAACUGGAGGAGGCUCGUCAUCUGGAUCUACCGAAGAAGGCUCAUCAUCUGGAACAACUGGAGGAGAUUCAUCAUCUGGAUCUACUGAAGAAGGCUCAUCAUCUGGAACAACUGGAGGAGAUUCAUCAUCUGGAUCAACUGAAGGAAACUCAUCAUCUGGAUCAACUGAAGGAGGCUCUUCAUCUGGAACAACUGAAAGUGGAUCGUCAUCUGGAACAACUGGAGGAGGUUCAUCAUCUGGAUCAACUGAGGAAGGCUCUUCAUCUGGAACCACUGGGAGUGGCUCAUCAUCUGGAUCAACUGAAGAAGGCUCAUCAUCUGGAACAACUGAAAGUGGCUCGUCAUCGGGAUCAACUGGAGGAACCUCAUCAGGAUCAACUGAGGAAGGCUCAUCAUCUGGAUCAACUGAAGAAAACUCCUCUUCUGGUUCUACUCAAGGAGGUUCAUCACCAUCUGGAGCCACUGAGGAAAGCUCACCUUCGGGCACUUCUGAAGAAUCCAGCACUGGCACCACACCUUCAGGUGGUACUUCUGGAACGGCAUCGGGUGGUUUCACUGAAAGUGGAAGCACAUCUUCCGGAUCUUCAAGUGGGUCUACCAAUCAGAACUCCAGUCCUGGUGAAGGGUCUUCCACCGGAACAACAGAAGAAGGAAGCUCUGAAUCAACUGAGCCUACAUCAAGUAGUCCAGGUCAUUGUUUGUGUCCUUGCAGUUGUCCACCACCUAAUGUACAACAAGGCAGAUUUUUACAACAUCACUUGAAGAGAAAUCAUUUAUCCCAACAUAGUUAUGAAACCAAACAAAAACCAAGAAAUCACCAUGAAUCCAAACAACAUGGCACAAAUCACGAAACCAAACACCAUGAAAAUAAAGGGCAUUUAAGUCACCAGUUGAAACAUCACCAGACCAAACACCAAAGUCAUUCAACAAACCAUGAAGUCAAACAUCACGAAACAAAACAUCAUCACGAGGUGAAACAUCAUGGUGGACAUUUUGAAACCAAUAAGCAUCAAGAGAAACACCAUGGUGCCCACAUAGAAACAAAACAUCAUGAGGUGAAACAUCAUGGUCAACAUGAGACCAAACACCAUGAAGCCAAACACCACGGUGAACAUGAGACAAAACACCAUCACGUUGCACAACAUGAAUCAAAGCAUCAUGGACACGAGGUCAAAAAUCACCAUGCCAGUCAUGAAACAAAACACCACGGACAUGAAGCUGAACAUCACCAAGCGAAACACCAUCAACAUAACGAGAAGAAACAUGCAGCUACAGCCGCAUGAUGUGAUACAAAUUGUUGACUUCAGUAAAUGCGACGACCUUAGCUAUAGUUAUUUUGGACAAUGAAAGACAUUGGUUAUGGGGCACCAAAUGUUUUAAGACUAGGUAUAAGAGUUGAAUAAAAUUUUUUCUAUUUUAA
Molecule: messenger RNA, 1969 nt
Organism: Harmonia axyridis
Lineage: Eukaryota; Metazoa; Arthropoda; Insecta; Coleoptera; Coccinellidae
Exons: 7
Coding region: 96-1832 (578 amino acids)
Source: RefSeq, a predicted model, not a curated record